CUUAGCGCCACCCUACAUGCACGACACCCUGGACAAACUCCGCCAUUUUUUUGCGCUGGUUUUUUAUUUGUGGAAAAAUAUGUAGAAUGCUCUCGCAUCUGGCGGCCAACUGGAAAAUUUAGCACCAUUAAGGACAGGAUAAACAAAACGACAAUCCGUGACCAGGAGCAGUUCUAGUUCCGACAGGAGGAGCAGAGAGAGAUUGAGAGCGGAAGCCCCAACGAGAGCGUGCUAGAUGAGACGCAUGUGUUACGCAGCAGAAGUUCAUGUGUCUCGAUUACCGCUAAAACAUAAUUAUUGGCAUUGAAAGAUUGGCUAGGAAGUCACCAUCGGGAGAGCGGGAGCCAUGAGUUUUUCCAGCGACGAGGUAAACUUUCUAGUUUACCGAUAUCUGCAGGAGUCAGGCUUCCUGCAUUCGGCUUAUGUGUUUGGCAUCGAGUCCCAUAUCUCUCAGAGUAAUAUCAAUGGAGCUCUGGUGCCGCCUGCUGCCCUGCUUACCAUCUUGCAGAAAGGAUUACUAUACACAGAGGUGGAGUGGAGCGUCGGGGAGGAUGGCGAGAUGGCGCGGCCAGUCGAGGGCCUCUCCCUGAUUGACGCUGUGAUGCCGGAGGUUAAACCCCUAAAGCCUGUUGUCAAAACAGAGCCAGGAAAGCCAGGAUCAGUGGACUCCUCAGCUUCUGCCGGAGGGAAUAAUAGCAACACUAAGACCGAGAUUAAAAUUGAGCCCGGAACUGGGGCACCGGGAACUGGAGCAGCAAAUAAAACCGGAGCCGGCAGCACCACAGGAACCAGCACGCCCACCGAUCAGACAACCGUAGAGGUAGAUUCUAGUGGAAGUUCCGGAACCAAUGCGGGUAGCAAUAACUCUGGAAACAACGGAUCCGGUGCAAAUCCAGCCAGCGGAGGAGGCAAUAGCACCAGUGCAACAGCUGGCGGAGAUGCAACGGCCACGGCGGCAGGGACCGUACAAAAAAAGGCGCCAAACUCAAAUGAACCAGGAAGCUCCAGCGGAGGCAAUGCCGGUAACGCCAAUUCUACCAGCGCAGAUGAUGGAGCCUCCUCCACUUCGACAAAUGGAAACAGCAGUACUUCUAGUAGCGUGGAACAGCCUUCGAGCGGUGUAACACCCGCAGGUGGAAAUGUGUCCACUUCGAACCCGGAUGCAGCGGCUGCUGGAGGCAAUUCAGCAGGAGCGAAAGCGGCCGGAGGGGCUGUUACCAUUCGCGUUGGGGCGCAGGGUAAUAACGUACAAGCUGGUUCGAAUACAGCUCAGAACACGGCACCUAGUGGUACGAUAUCAUCCUCCACCGGAAGCGGCGGCACCGGAACUCCCCUUGUGCCCAUGGAGAUUGACGAAAGUAUCGAGAUACCCGAAUCCAAGGCCCGAGUGUUGCGCGGCCACGAAAGUGAGGUGUUCAUAUGCGCCUGGAAUCCGAGCAGGGACCUUUUGGCCAGUGGCUCGGGAGACAGCACUGCCCGAAUCUGGGACAUGUCCGACGCAAAUAGCAACUCCAACCAGCUUGUGCUGCGACACUGCAUCCAAAAGGGUGGAGCCGAGGUGCCCAGCAACAAGGAUGUCACCUCUCUGGACUGGAAUUGCGAUGGUUCUUUGCUCGCAACGGGUAGUUAUGAUGGAUACGCCAGGAUCUGGAAGACGGACGGUCGGCUGGCCUCCACGCUGGGCCAGCAUAAGGGUCCAAUCUUUGCUUUGAAGUGGAACAAGAGUGGUAACUACAUUCUUUCCGCUGGAGUGGACAAAACGACGAUCAUAUGGGACGCUUCUACCGGACAAUGCACUCAGCAAUUUGCUUUUCACAAUGCUCCGGCCUUGGAUGUGGAUUGGCAGACCAAUCAGGCCUUCGCAUCCUGCAGUACUGAUCAGCGUAUCCAUGUAUGUCGGCUGGGAAUAAACGAACCAAUUAAAACCUUUAAGGGCCACACGAACGAGGUGAACGCCAUUAAGUGGUGUCCUCAGGGCCAGCUGCUGGCCUCGUGUUCCGAUGACAUGACCUUAAAAAUCUGGAGCAUGAACAGAGACCGAUGCUGUCACGAUUUACAGGCGCACUCCAAGGAAAUUUACACGAUAAAAUGGUCGCCUACGGGACCGGGAACUAAUAACCCCAACACCAACCUGAUCCUCGCCUCGGCCUCGUUUGACUCGACGGUGAGGCUGUGGGACGUUGAGCGAGGUACUUGCAUCCAUACGUUGACUAAGCACACGGAACCGGUGUAUUCUGUGGCCUUCAGUCCGGACGGAAAGCAUCUUGCCUCGGGUAGCUUUGACAAAUGCGUGCACAUUUGGAGCACGCAGACGGGACAACUAGUGCACAGCUAUAAGGGUACCGGCGGCAUCUUUGAGGUUUGUUGGAACUCCAAGGGCACCAAAGUGGGAGCUAGUGCAUCUGAUGGCAGCGUGUUUGUCCUGGAUCUGCGAAAGUUCUGAUCUCCGGCAGUGCAGCUGCAGAGUUUCAUCUUUUAGGAAAACGCUCCUCUAAAGGUGGGUUUCCCCUAAAAGUUGAAACAUUUUGGAAAUUUUCCGUGAAGUUAUAUCUAUUCUGUUUCUCGGCCGUAUAUUAUUUUUAUUUAAGCUAUCCCGCCUCUGCAAUCUGUAUUUGUAACUGCUUUAAAUUCUAAUUAGCUUUAUAAGAUUCAAUUACCGAGAUUCCCAUCCACUUUAUUUGUCGCCUGUCCUUUUCGUACGCUUAGUCCUGAGUCAUAUAACCGAUGAGCAGUUCCAAGGAUUCAUUUGGGGCCCAACUUGGUUGUGCUUCCCUUCUGACCUUCGGGACGUGACUCGCUUCUUUUUAAACUUAGUUGUAAGCUCUAUGUUUUUAAGAAUACCCCCCCUUUUUUAUACAGAAAUCGUUUAGUAUAACUUAAUGCAUUUUGUUACUGUGUCGAUCGAUGAUGUCAACCCGAAAUUACUAAGAAUUACACCCUCCCUCCAUCCGUGUCCGCCAGUGAUGGAGGGUAUGGAUUCAGAUCAGAUCGGACCGAUUCACGCAUACAUUCAGAACAGUGUAACUGCAUCCCCAAGUAGUCUGUAAAACGAACGUAACCCUAAGGAUUAUAAAUAACACGAAAAUGGCGAAACACACAAAAUCCAACAGCAAGAUCCAUUAAAGCUGAAAAUUCGAAA
This is a messenger RNA of Drosophila bipectinata, 3139 nucleotides long. Its product is annotated as F-box-like/WD repeat-containing protein ebi. Gene Ontology annotation, biological process: regulation of transcription by RNA polymerase II. Gene Ontology annotation, molecular function: transcription corepressor activity; protein binding. Gene Ontology annotation, cellular component: histone deacetylase complex. Lineage: Eukaryota; Metazoa; Arthropoda; Insecta; Diptera; Drosophilidae. The record is from RefSeq and is a predicted model, not a curated record.